This is a messenger RNA of Oryzias melastigma (Indian medaka), 1300 nucleotides long. RefSeq names its product aldo-keto reductase family 1 member B1. The record is from RefSeq and is a predicted model, not a curated record. Gene Ontology annotation, cellular component: cytosol. The coding region runs from base 69 to 1043 and encodes 324 amino acids. Lineage: Eukaryota; Metazoa; Chordata; Actinopteri; Beloniformes; Adrianichthyidae. Gene Ontology annotation, molecular function: aldose reductase (NADPH) activity. The transcript has 10 exons.
GAUAUAAAAGGGGCGCCGUCCCCUUCGCCUUCCUUCUUGAUGAGCCGCUUGUUGAGUCGUGGUGCAGAAUGUCAAAUAUCCUCAAGAUGAUUCCAUCGGUUAUUCUCAGCACUGGUGCGAAGAUGCCAAUCGUGGGGCUUGGAACGUGGGUGCAGAAGUCAGAACCAGGGCAGGUCCGUGAGGCGGUGAAGGUGGCUAUAGGCAACGGCUACAGGCACAUCGACGGCGCUUACGCAUACGAGAACGAACAGGAAGUCGGGGAGGGGAUCCACGCCAUGAUUGAUCAGGGAGUGGUGAAGAGAGAGGAUCUGUUCAUCGUCAGUAAGCUGUGGUGCACCUGCCAUAUCCCGUCCAUGGUGAGGGCGGCAUGUGAGAAGACUCUCAGUGACCUGAAGCUGAAAUACCUGGACCUGUAUCUCAUGCAUUUUCCAACAGGGAUGAAGCCUGGGAAGGAGAUUUUCCCAUUAGACGAGGAGAAGCAAGUCAUUCCCUCCGGCUCGAAUUUCUUGGACACUUGGGAGGAAAUGGAGAAGCUGGUGGACGCUGGCUUGGUCAAAGCCAUCGGCAUCUCCAACUUCAACAAGGACCAGAUUGAAUCCAUGCUAAACAAACCAGGUCUCAAGCACAAGCCAGUAACCAAUCAGAUUGAGUGCCACCCGUACUUGACCCAGGAUAAGCUGAUCAACUACUGCCACUCCAAGGGGAUCUCAGUGACAGCUUAUGCCCCUCUGGGCUCUCCUGAGAGGCCCUGGGCCACCUCCGACGAUCCCUCACUGCUGGAGAACGCCACGAUCAAGGCUAUUGCUGCAAAGUACAAGAAAACAGCAGCACAGGUUCUCAUGAGGUUCCACACCCAGAGAAAUGUGAUCGUCCUCGCCAAGUCCAUCACACCCAGCCGUAUCAUUGAAAACAUCCAGUUGUUUGACUUUGAGUUGAGUGAAGACGACAUGAAGAAGAUCCUGGGCCUGAACAAAAACUGGAGAGGAUUUCCAGCAGAGUGGGCUACAAAACACAAAGAUUACCCCUUUGGCACUGAAUUUUAGCUCUUCUUCAAUCACAAGCUCUCCUGUGGACUUCUUUAACUGCUUAAGUCUACAUUGUUAUCAAACAGUUAUCAAAAUGGCACACUUUUGUAAACAGAGCUCCAGUAACUCUUGCACUUAUUCACUGAUAUUUUUAUAUUUUCUGCAUUUAAACAUUCAAUAAACAAGUAAACAUGUUUUUUAGGAAGCAGUUGAUGUUAAAUGAAUGUCACUUUGAUGCAAAAUUAAUAAAAACAAUAUGGCUGCAUAAGCAAAUA